AUGGAGUGUCCACUCGCCACCCCCUCCUCUUCUUCGGAGUCGAGCACGAACCUGCUGAGCCCCUUGAACCCCGAAAUCACCGAAAAUGAGUGCGACAGGGCGAGCGACAGCGGCCUGACGACGGCGAGCAGCGGUAGCAGUGACAUCAACUUCUGCAGCGCCGUGAGCCCCGUCGCCGCCGCCGCCGCUACCGCUGGCCUUGUCGAGGGCAACAUUGAUAUUUCGCGAAUGCGGUUUGAAUGCCGCUGGAACAGUUGUGGAAAGGUUUUUCGACGGCCGAGUGAUUUGACCAAGCAUGAGAGAUACCAUAUCAAGGAGUACCGCUGCGACGAGGCCGGCUGCGACAAGGCCUUUGCCACGCAAAAGGACCUCAAGCGGCACAAGAAGACGCACGAGACGCUCGACGGCGACAGCGCCGGGUACCGGUGCCGCGUCCCCGGGUGCCGAAAGGCCAAGACGGGGCAUGUGUACAACCGGCGCGACAACUUUGUCAGACACCUCCGGACGAAGCACGUGGGCAUGGAGUUUGACGUCAGAGAGGAGGUUGAGAUGAUGUACUGA
This is a messenger RNA of Colletotrichum siamense, 561 nucleotides long. It is a transcript of the gene SWI5, whose product is annotated as Transcriptional factor SWI5. Gene Ontology annotation, cellular component: nucleus. Bases 1 to 561 code for a protein of 186 amino acids. The transcript is spliced from 2 exons. The record is from RefSeq and is a predicted model, not a curated record. NCBI's taxonomy places the organism in Eukaryota, Fungi, Ascomycota, Sordariomycetes, Glomerellales, Glomerellaceae. Gene Ontology annotation, biological process: regulation of transcription by RNA polymerase II.